AUGAUAUUUAAUAGUGUAGAUGAGUUCAGAGAGGUUGUGUCCAAGUAUGCUAUGGUAAGGGGAGUAAAGCUAACCAUUAGACCUAAUGAGAGGAAAAGGGUCAGGGUGAAGUAUAAGGAAGGAUGCCCAUGGCUAUUAUUUGGUAGUUUAGAUAGAAAAUCAAACAAAUUCAUUAUCAAGACUUACAACUCUGUACAUAAGUGCUAUAAAAGCAAUAGGAAUAGGUUAUGUAAUUCAAAGUUUAUUGCUAGGCAUUUCAGGGAGAGGAUUUUGUCUCAACCUGAGAUAAAGAUUAGAGAAAUACAACAACUCUGUAGAGAGUCUUUGAAUAUGUUUGUGGGAAAAACAGUGUGUAGAAGAGCAAAGAAUAAGGUGAUUGCAAGUAUGAUAGGUGACUACAGAGUUGAAUAUGGUAGGCUACAUGACUAUGCAGAUGAAAUUAAGAGAUCCAAUCCUAGUACGACAUGUUUUGUUAAAGUAAAAAGGGAUGAAGAUUGCGUGCAACAGUUCAAAAGAUUUUAUGUUUGUUUUGAUGCUAUUAAGAAAGGAUAUAAGGCUGGGUGUAGACCGAUUUUGGGAUUCGAUGGAUGCUUUCUCAUGGGUCCAUGUAAGGGUCAACUUUUAUGUUGUGUAUCAAAGGACGAUAAUAAUCAAAUGUUUCCAGUAACGUGGGGGGCUGUGGAUAUAGAAAAUAAGAAAAACUGGAAGUGGUUUAUCUCUACAGUCAAGAUGGACCUUGGUAUGGAAACAGGUGCUAGCUGGACAAUGGUCAUAGAUAUGCAAAAGGGUUUGGAUUCUGCUAUUGUUGACGAGUUGCCUAAUGUAGAGCAUAGAAUGUGUGCUAGACACAUGGUUGAAUUGGGUUAA
Molecule: messenger RNA, 867 nt
Organism: Diospyros lotus (date-plum)
Lineage: Eukaryota; Viridiplantae; Streptophyta; Magnoliopsida; Ericales; Ebenaceae
Exons: 1
Coding region: 1-867 (288 amino acids)
Source: RefSeq, a predicted model, not a curated record